Tetrahymena thermophila SB210 is the source of this 7059-nucleotide messenger RNA. Its product is annotated as IQ calmodulin-binding motif protein. Gene Ontology annotation, molecular function: protein binding. The record is from RefSeq and is a predicted model, not a curated record. The transcript has 15 exons. NCBI's taxonomy places the organism in Eukaryota, Ciliophora, Oligohymenophorea, Hymenostomatida, Tetrahymenidae.
AUGAAGGGCAAUCAUACAGAAUUUUUUAAAUCUUAGGCAUCUGCAUUUAAUUCAGUUAGCCCAACAUAGAAAGAUAUUUAUUCAGGAAGGAAGAUAAACUCAUAGCUUAACUCCCAAGUAAUUGAUUCCAGAAAUUCAGAUAAUGUUAAGCGUUUUCCUUAGGUGAUAGAAUGUUAGGAGACAAAAAAAAACCAAUAAAAGCUUCAUUGGAGAAGUCAUUAGUUUAAUACUAGUGAGGAUGAUAUAAUUAUGUUAGGUCACCAGCAAUCAUUAUAGCAAUUGCAUAUUAAUCAGUAUACAGAUAUUAAGUAAAGUUUAUCUCCUAAGACAUCACACAAUUAAAAAAAAGGAUCUUCUUUACAACAAUAGCAAGAAAAAUUAAAAAAAAUAGUUAAUUUGUAGAAUACGUAGGCUUCUUAAAAACUGCUGAAUGCACAAACAAAUACUAGUUUAACAAACAAAUAAAAUAAUAUUAGUAUGAAUAAUUAGAAUGGUGUUCAAAUUAAUUAAAUGAGCAAAAGCAGCUCUUCUUCAAUAUUGCCACCAACAAAAAGUAAUUUAUUAACUUAGCCAACCAAGUUAAAUAGAAGCUCACAUAUAAAAGCAAAUAAUAUGCUUCACCUUUCAAAUUCAAUAGACUAUGAUUGCUCUUCUUCGUACAUAAACCCUUUUAAUUAUAUCUCUAUAAAAGGAGGUCCAUAAAGCACAACUUCUUAAAAAAAAGGAUAAAAUUAAUCAACCAACAAUAUCAGCAAUUAGUAAAUUACAAAAAUACGCAAUAGCUCGUAGUCUAACUAAAGAAAAACUCCUUAAAAUAUUAAUAAUUCUAUGAAUCAACCGAUUUCUUCUUAAAUUCUGACUAGCACUUCGUAAAAUAGUAACAAUAGUAAAGUUCCUAAUUUUUUUGCAUCACCGAAAGUUAAAAAAAGACAAUCAGCUACAGCUGCUGCUGUAAGUAAUGGAAGCUAAGUAGUUUCGAUGUAAUCAAGUGCAAAUAAAACUAAUAUAUCUAAAAGAGCUCUUUAGCUUUAAUCCUAAAAAAAUAAUACAGAUACUUAGUAAAAGGUGAAUUCUCAAAUAUUAGGAGAGAAUAAUGAUGAAAAGGUAUAGAAUAUAAAUACUCCUUCAGCUUAGAAACUCCAUUCACAGUUAAACUAAAAUUUAACAAUAAUUUAAAACAAUGAGAGUAUUAAUAAUUAAUCAAGCCAUUUACAAGCUAAUUCACCAAAUAGUACUUACCAUUAAUAUUAAGUAUUAAGCUAGAAAUCAAAAAAGAGUAUUCAAAACAGUAGCAGUAAUGGAGCAACUUAAGGAAUAGCAAAAAAGAAAAAGAAAAAAACUGAAUCUUCUAAAAAUAAUUUUACGAUUUAGUCUCCUUAAUCAACUUCUUAUUCAGCUCUCAAUAUCAACAGCAGUGUGAAAAAUAAUAAAUAAACAAAUAAAAACUUAAAUAAUAAUAGUAUUUCUAACUAAUCGAAAUUACACAAUGCUAGUUAGCUUACUUUAGAUGAAGAUUAAUGCAAAAAAGACUAGCAUGUUACUCAUUUGCUGUAAAGCUACUAAGAAAGAAACGAAUAAAAUGAAAAUGAGAUAGACUUUGGCUUAUAAAAGGGAAACAAAGAUUAAAAUCAAUAGUAAGGAAAUGGCAGAGGUUAUGAAAAUACAGCACCUAUAAGUCAAACAACAAGAGUUUCAAACACUUAAGAAAAUUAGAAAACUCUUGGUAAUAACUAAAUAGAGAGCAGAUAAGAAGAGGAAGGAAAUUAUGAUAGUAGUAAAUAAAUAUCAAGAUAAUCUGAGAAAAUAUAUAAUGAGUAAGAAAACGAAGAAAAUAAAAUUAAAAGAGAUUCAAAGAAAAAGAAAAAAUCUCGUAGAAAAUCACCUUCAAAUAGAGAAUAAAAUUACAAGAGCAAGUCACCUUCUCAGUCUAGAAGCUAAAAGCGUAAGUAAAGGUCAAGUUAAAAAAGAAAAUACCUUAAAACUUCUUAAUCUCCAAGCAGAUCUCAAAAUAAAUCAUAUAGCACUCACUUAUAGGUAUCUACUGACAAUUUUCAUCAAAUCUCAAAGUCGUUAAAACAAAAUUAAAAGCUCAAUAGCAUAAAAUCUUCAGACAAUUUAGAAAAUCAUUCAUAGAACUAAAAUCAUUUUAGUAGCGAAGAAGUUUCAAAAACUUAACAAAAUAGUCUUGAUAAAACAAAAAGCUAGUAAUAUUCCAUUGAAAGCUCUGUUAGAGCUAAAAACUAAAGCGAAAAGCUUUAUAAUGCUUAAGAAUUAAUAAAUCAAAAUCUAUAAAAGUAAAAAUUACAAAAAAUGAUUUAAUUAUAAAAGUAAAAGCAAGAGCAAGAAGAACGCUUAAGAAAAUCUUAGUACCUUUAAGAAAUAAACGAAAAGUAUAGACAAUUAAAUUCAUAAAAAAGUCCUAAACGUGAUUAAAAUAAUUAACAAUUUUCCAGCUAAUAAAAUUCAGCUACUGCUCAAUAAAUAAACCAUAUAAAUGCCUUCUCUCCUAUCCAAGUUGAUCAUAAAUUACCUUGGGGAGCUAAUUAACAAAAGCUAAAUGUAUUUUAAAACCAACAAAAAAUGCACAAAAACUAAAAAUCUGAAAAUGAAGAACCAAUUAGCUCAAACACAUUACAAAUAAUCUAAAUGCAAAAGAAGGAGUACUAAGAAAAAUAAAGAAGAGAAAGACUUGGAUUAGGUUUUUUGAAUGAUAAAAAUGACUCAUUUGUUGAAUAAAUUGUUCAAAAAAGUAAAGAAAAAGCUAAGUAAAUAAAUAGUUAGAAUUCUCAGUUUGAAUAAGAAAUGAAAACAAAAAAAAAGCAUUUAUUAGAUGCAUAAAGGUUGUAGGAGAUACACAAGUAUAUGGUAUAUAAGAAAAGCAUAUAUGAAUAAAAUAAUAUGAUGAAAAACUAAGAAAAAAUAUCAAAAAUAACUAAAAUCAAAGAGAAUAAGUACAUCCUUGAAUCAAAUAUAAAAAAUAUUUUAAAGAGAUUAAAACACUCAAGCAGUAAAUCUAUAAAAAGCAAAGCAGCUUAUCCUUCUCUUAAACUAAACCCUCAUUACCUUUCUCAGCUAACUGAAACUAAUGGAACCUAAGGACCUAUAAACUAUCAUUUCACAAGUUCUGACAGCUUUUGUUAAAAUAAUUUAACUAGCUAAAAUGUUUGCAAUCUAGAAUCUAUCCCAAUAGAUUCUAUUGAUAACACUGAAGAAAACAACUAUUCUUACCUAUAGGAGGAAUACAAAAAAAUGAUGAACGAAUCUUUAUAAAAAACCUUCUUCUUCAAUAAAUAUAGCCAAUUAGAUAACCAUCCCUCUAACUCAACUAAUAAUGCAAAUGAUGGAAUUAAAACUAAAAACUAUACUAAAUCAAAUUAAAAAAUGAAAAGCUAAAUCUAAUCUAACAAAAAAGACAAAAAAUCUGGCUUGUAGGAUACAAUUAAGGAAAAUUACUCUGAUAAUGAUUUUAAUGAUUUAAGGGGAAGGGAUAGAGCCUAGGUUAUGAAGUAGAAAUUCAAUGACUUAUCUAACAGAUUUAAAAAGCUUCUUGACAAUUAAAGUCCAACUACUAAUCAUGAAUAGACUGAAUUGCAAAGAUAGAGCCUAUCUCCUUAAAUUUAAUAAGAUGAAAAUUUAAUUAAAAAUUAACCAAAGAAAGAUGGCUACAAAAACGGAUCUUAAUCAAUUUAAAAUAAAAAGGCUUUUAAAAUAAACGAUGAUAAUUAAGUAAACACUAAUGGAGUUAAUACUACAUCGACUACAACUCAAAAUCCUAAUUAAUUAAUUCAAAAAACAUCAGAAAAUCAUACUACAAUCCCUGCAUUUUCAGCAAACGAGCAUCUUCAGAUGAAAUAAGAUAAUGAUGUUGAAGAAAUCUAUCAGGAUGAUUUCAUUGAAAAUGGUGAAUAUACAGACUAAGAUUAUUAUUUUAUUGCAGUAUAAUACUUAAAUCAAUCGGCAACGUAGAUAUAAAAGUUAUGGAGAGGCUACAAAGCAAGAAAGAUUUUUCAUCAAUUGGUUUUAAACUCUAAUUGGCUGCAAAAGCAAGAGAAAAUUGAAUUAAAUGAUUUUUACAAUAACAAUAAGGAUGUAGAUUAUGGAGAUAAUUAAGAUAAGGUUAUAAAUAUCUCCACUAUUAAAUCAUCAAUAGUAAGUGUAAAUGACUAAAAUGAUGAUCAAUACAAAAAUUCUUUUCCAGAUGUAUUGGCUCAUGUUGUUUAAGGAAACAAAUAAAUUCCUUCUAUUGUUAAAGAGGAGGACUCUUCAUAAUCUAGAUCUCCCAACACAAAUUGUGAUAUAAACUACAACAAUUAUAAUAAUAAUAACCCUAAUAAUAACAGUAUAUAAGAUUAAGAAUUAUAAUAAGGAAGCAGCAAAAAUUCCUAUCACCAAGCUAGCCAGCAAUAGUAUAAUCAAAAUACAUUAGAUUAUAAAUAGAACAAAUAGCAAAAUUAUGAUAAUAUUCAAAGUUAGCAAGACCUCUAAGGUUUUAAAGAAUUAGUUAUAUAGAAAUUUGCCUAAUUCUCAUCUCAAUUAUAAAAUGCAUAAAAUGUUAACAUGGAUAAAGAACAAAGCAUGAAAUUCCUAAGUUAACUCUAAUAAAUAACUGAAGAAUAUAAAAAUGAGUUAAUGAGUAGUUUUUAAAAUAAAUUAUUUGGCAAUUAAUUUGCUGAUUAAUCUUUAAGUUAAUCUGGAAAUAAGAUUUAUUAGAAUGAAAAAAAAGAAAAUGCAGAUCAUCAAAUGCAAGUUUCAGUAUAAAAUUAAUUUAACAAUCCUUAAAACGAAGAAGUAAAAAUGAAUUCACACGAAGAAAUAGACAAUAUCCUCAUAAAAAACAAUGAAGAUUAAUAUGAAGAUAAAAGUUUAGAUGGAAAUGAAGGAAAUUAGGAAUCAACUAAUAGAUAAUCUAAUUAUCACUAAAAUAAAGCUGACUAUACAGAGAAUGAAUUAUUAAUUAGACUCUUACAAGAUCAUGCUAUGAAAUAAGAACUGAACCAGUUAUAUCUUCUUUUAAUUUAAGAAGCCAGUAAAGAUAAAGAAAAAAAGUAUUACCCUUCUUCAUAAGCUUCAGGAGUUUCUAAUUAAAACUCUUAUCGUAAUUCACAUAGAGUUAAAACUAAUCCUGAUGAAACAGAUAAAGAUUAAAGAUUGUAGUCUUCUGUAGAUAGUAUUGGUUAAGAAUCUGCUUCUAGCAGUUUGUUUGAUAGAGAUUCUUUUAAACUAUUUACUGAAAAGAAAUUAAAAGAACUUUAAAAAAAUGAAUUUAUAGAAGAAAUAAUAAGAUUAAGGGAGUAAAUAAUUAAUAUGAGACACAAAACAGAGGUUGAAUACAUGAAUAAAAUGUUAAAAGAAAACGCAGUCUCUCCUCGUACUUACACAACAAAUAAAUUAGAACUUGACAAUUGGGCAAAGAAAGAAUAAGAUGAGUUGAAAGAGACUAAAAACGAUUUCGAAAAAAGUUUAAAGAGAGCUAUUGACUCAAUUUCUAAAACAAAGUUGGACUACGAAUUAACUAAAAAGUACAAGGAAAAUCUUCAUCACAAUGAAAUUCAAGGAAACAAUAACAGUCCAUUUUUGAUAUAAAAGCAGUUUUUAGUUGAUAAUAACUAAAAUGAUAAUUAAAGUGAUUAUUCUAUUGGCUAAAAUAUGAAAAAUUUGUUGCCUGUAAGCUUAUAAAUUAAUGAAACAAAUACAGAAGAGAAUCCAUUAAAUUCAAUAAAUAGUGGAUUUGAUAAUGAAAAUUUUCACAAGUUUAAAGAAGAAUUAAAAGCCAAUGCACUGAAGGAAUUAAAUAACUCCUCAUAUUAUUCUUCUUCAGAUGCUUAAAUCAAUAAAUCCCCAUUAGAAAGCUUGUCAAAUAGGAAAUAUCAAAAUAAUAAAAAAACCAGCCAAGAGAAUGAUGAUGCUGAUGAUUUAGUAAAAGUAGAAGAGAGAUCUCCUUCUUAGUAAGGAGCUUUUUCAGAUAGAAAUAGAUCUUUUGAUGGUAAAAAAAUGAUUUUCUAAGAAGUUGAAGGUGGAAAUUAAGAUGAUAAGUUAGAGAAAAUUGUCAGUUCAAGCAGUAUUAGUAAUUAGAAUAAUAAUAAUAACAAUAACUCUGAAGAUCAAGUUAUUUUAAUUACUACAACCAGUAAACAAAAUCUCCAAUCGUCAUGCGAGAGUUUUAACAGUUAAUACGACCAAAAGAAUCCUAAAAUGAAAGAUCAGUUAUGGGACUCCUCUAAUCAUCUUAAUCACAACCACGAAUCAUAAGAAUACUAAUAAAAAAACAGAGAAAGAUUUACAAACGAGAAAAUGAUAAUUAAAAAAGAAGAGCACCAUGCUUAACAUCCUCAUUAACUUGGCUAUGUAAAGAAAUCUCCUCGAUUUGAGUAAUUUAUUCUUUAUAUUAGGUAUUUUUUAAGUUUUAUUUUUAUAAAAGUACUUCAAGCUUCUCUGAUUCUAAAGAUAACAUCAAAGAUUUAUCUCCUAAGUCUGAUUAUACAGAGGUAAAUAAAUAAAUACAUAAAAUUAUUUGAUAAAAUAAUAAAAUUUUUAAAAUAUUAAAUUUAAAAGUAGAACUUAUUUAUAGAAGAUGAACCUCUCUAUCAAAAAAAAAUACAACCGAUUUUCCCUUCAAAUUAAAUAUAAAAUACAAACAUGCUCAAUAAUAAUAAUAAUAAUAAUAAUAAUAAUAGUUCAAUUAGCAAUAACAGCAAUAAUAUUCAAACUGACAAUCAACUAAAUAAUUAACAAUAGAUUUCAAGCAAUUAACCUGAUAAGAAAGAUGAAAAUACAAAUUUCAAUGCUCAGAUAGUUGUAAACGAAGUAUUCAAUAGUAUAAAUGAGGGUAUUUUUUUUAAUCAAAACAUAUUUUUUUUGUUAAUAGCACUUUAUUAAUUAAAAGAGAUAAAAGAAAAGUGGAGAAUGAAUGCUUAGGUAGAAGAAAGAUUAAAUGAGUAGCUUAAUAGAUAAGGAUGUAUUGAUAAAUCUGAUAGAUAUGGAAUUCCUUCAAAUCUUUAUGUUAUUGAGCAGUACAUCAUGAGUUUAUUCUAAUAUGUCAAAAGUAUUUUUACUUAAUGA